Messenger RNA from Carassius gibelio (silver crucian carp), 4653 nucleotides. Its product is annotated as cAMP-dependent protein kinase catalytic subunit PRKX. The transcript has 8 exons. Gene Ontology annotation, biological process: protein phosphorylation. The coding region runs from base 701 to 1774 and encodes 357 amino acids. The record is from RefSeq and is a predicted model, not a curated record. NCBI's taxonomy places the organism in Eukaryota, Metazoa, Chordata, Actinopteri, Cypriniformes, Cyprinidae. Gene Ontology annotation, molecular function: protein serine/threonine kinase activity; ATP binding.
AGGCGUGGUAACGUCUACGUUGUGUCUACAUGUGCUACAAACCACAGUGGAAAUACGUACACUCGAGCUGUCAAUCAGGAAGUGUCCCGCCUUUUCUUACGUUCGAUUGGACAUUGCAGCAACCGCUCUGCAUAUGAUUGGUUGACGCCGUUGCCUGUCAGUUUUCAAGCGUUUCUCUGCUUCCUUGCCGCUGAACGAUGUUUUGAAGGAGAAAUGGGUUCAGGUUUCUUUGAUGGGGUCGAAAGGGGGUAGUAAAUAAUUUAAAUGUCUCAUAUAUCCGGCAGUUUACAUUAAGCGACUAUCAACCAGUGUCUGUGCCGUAUCCGCGCUCCUCGUCUGGAUAACCUCCUGGAUUCGUAAGACUGAAGUUUGAAUCUUGUCCGCUGCGCUCCUGUCUUUGUUAACGUAUCGUUAGUUGUGACAGGGACGUCCGUAAUAAAGUGCAGAAUAAAAGAAAAUACAAUUUACAUUUUAACGACCGGUUUACUAGUCUUUACAGUCCUGGUAAUUGUCUGGCUACCAGGCGAUGAAAAGCAGAGGGUCACAGGCUGGUUUGUGCGAACAAAGGAUAUGUUAACUUGACCGAAACAGAUCAAUGUGUGUGUUAUCAAUAGAGCGUUUUCCAAAAGCGGAAAUUCUGGACUUGAUACCUAGAAGUGGCCAUUAAUGUGGCUAGAUUUAGAAAAUCAUACAGAAGAAGAUGGCAGCAACUAAAGGUAAAGCUGGACUACAUAAUGAAAGCCGUUCUGGUCGGGAUAGUGGCAGGACAGACGCAGGCAGUCCCACGGUAUCCGCAGCGGCCGCAUCCCUGACCACCAACAGGACCUACACACUAGAUGACCUGGACACUAUUGCCACUGUUGGUACAGGAACCUUUGGAAGGGUUUUUCUGGUGAAGGAUAAAAAGACAAGAGGUUUCUUUGCUCUGAAAGCAAUGAAAAUCCCAGAUGUGAUUCGCCUGAAGCAGGAGCAACACGUACAUAAUGAGAAAGAGGUUCUGACGGAGGUGAACCAUCCUUUCCUUGUCAGACUGUUCUGGACGCACCAUGAUGAUCGUUUCCUGUACAUGUUAAUGGAAUAUGUGAAUGGUGGUGAACUCUUCAGCUAUUUACGCAGCCGAGGGCGUUUCAGCAACAGCACUGGAAUGUUUUAUUCAGCUGAAAUUGUGUGUGCCAUUGAAUACCUUCACUCCAAAGAAAUCGUCUACAGAGAUCUGAAACCAGAGAAUAUACUACUGGACAGUGAGGGGCACAUUCGGUUGACAGAUUUUGGGUUCGCCAAAAAGCUCUCAGAAAGGACAUGGACUCUUUGUGGUACUCCUGAGUAUUUGGCUCCAGAAGUGAUCCAGAGUAAAGGUCACGGUCGAGCCGUGGACUGGUGGGCUCUGGGUAUUCUCAUCUUUGAAAUGCUUGCAGGGUAUCCACCGUUUUUUGAUGAUAAUCCCUUUGGCAUCUACCAGAAGAUCCUGGCCGGAAAGCUGGAGUUUCCACGGCAUCUGGAUUUCUAUGUAAAGGACCUAAUCAAGAAGUUUCUGGUGAUUGAUCGGGCAAGAAGGCUUGGAAACAUAAAGAAUGGAGCUGAUGAUGUGAAGAAGCACAGAUGGUUUAAGUCAGUAGACUGGGAUUCUGUGCCUUGUAGAAAACUCAAGCCACCCAUAGUUCCCAAGGUGUCUCACGAGGGGGACACGUCUAACUUUGACACCUAUCCAGAGGAUGAGUGGAAGAAGGACACACCAGUGGCAGCUAAGGAUUUGGAAAUUUUCAAGAACUUCUGAAAGGAUCUUCUUUUGAAUUAAUAAAAAGACAGAACUGAUGACAGAUAAUGAUUAGAUAAUGAGCUGAAGUUUUAGCCUAACCAUUCAGGAGCCAUUAAAAGGUCAAAGCUGUAUUAUUAUUAUAGGCAUGUCUUGCCUGCUUGUCCUUGAGUCCUGCACACUUGAGAAAGAGAAACAAACUUUUCUUCUGGUCAUCAUUGUUGUCAUCAUAAUCAUGGUCAAAUGUUCACCAAGGAAACAGUUCAUCACUUCAACGUCUUGGAAGAUGAGCAACUUGAUUCAACACCCUAGGAGUCUCUUACAUUAUGCAAAAUGAUUAUAUAUAUAUUAUUUUAUAUAAGCAAUAUCAAGAUUCUGUUCAAGGUUCUUUUUGCUGGAUCAACACAAUGUCCUUGCUUUUGCCUAAACAUCUACUGUAUGGUCAUGGGUUAUGUUUUGACUUUAUACCUUAAUGUUUUUUUUUUUUUUUUUUUUUUUUUUGCUGAAUUAGAGCUUUAAGCCUGACAAAUUUUCUUUCUAGUUAUCCAAACUUGCUGUGUUGAUCCUUUCCUCCCACAUGGUAUUGCUAUACUGUAUAACAUUUUGUAACAUUAGGCCUGUUUCACACUGCUGCGACAAAUGUGCUUUUUACUGGAAGCAUUUCUCCUGCAUAACAGACCCACCAGUCUAUACAAAAAAUAAAUACAUACUCAAAAUAAAUAAAUGCAAAGAAUUGUAAAAUAGUCAUUAAUAUUUGAGACUACAAAAAUGUAUAGUCUGAAAUGUCAUAUACAUGUCAUUGUAGAUUGAUCCAAAAAAGUCAUUAAUCUACAGAACCCAAACUCCAAACUGUAGUUAUAAACCGUUACUUGGAUUCAUUCAUAUUAACUAAACAGAAAGUGCUGCUUGUGUGUGUGUGUGUGCGUGUGUGUGUAUUCCAGAUAGCAGGUGAAUCGUUCCCUCCCAUAUUUGAAUGGAAUACUGUAACAUGUUGACAUUGUAUGCAAGCCCAUUUCUGUCACAAGAAAAAAAAAUGCUUUGGUAUAUCAAUUAUUAAAAACCCAAUUCCCAAAAAGUUGGGACACUGUACAAAUUGUGGAUAAAAACAGAAUGCAAUGAUGAAGUUUCAAAUUUCAAUAUUUUAUUCAGAAUACAACAUCGGUGACAUAUCAAAUGUUUAAACUGUUUAAACUUAAAAUGUAUAAUUUUAAGGGGAAAAUAAAUUUCAUGACAUCACACUUCUCAAAAAAGUUGGGACAAGGCCAUGUUUACCACUGUGUUUCAUCCCCUCUUCUUUUUAUAACAGUCUGCAAUUGUCUGGGGACUGAGGAGACAAGUUGCUCAAGUUUAGGAAUAGGAAUGUUGUCCCAUUCUUGUCUAAUACAGGCUUCUAGUUGCUCACCUGUCUUAGGUCUUCUUUAUCGCAUCUUCCUCUUUAUGAUGCGGCAAAUGUUUUCUAUGGGAGAAAGAUCUGUUUUAUGUCGAAAUGUUUUAUUUCAGAACUAUAUCUUCUGUAUUUAUUUUAAAUUAUCCUAAUAAUUUGACUUUUUAUAUCAUAAUAUUGUUUACCAACGCAUUUUUUUUUUAUGUAGUGGAAAUGGGCUUUGAUAGAUAAUGGCACCAAAAUGAAUGCAUAUAGGAUUCGCCUGCAGUGUGAAACAGAAUGUGUUUUUUUGUUCUAUUGAGUUGCUUUUCAUUCUUUUCUUUUUUUUUUUUUUUCUGUGUAAAUGUGCACUAUAUACAUGUUUGACCAUUGCACUGCAUCUCAAUUAUUUAUUUUUGUUUAUGAGCACCACAUUUUAAAGGUAGGUUAAAUAAAUACAAAUUGAACCCUGCUUUCUUUCCCAUUCAUCAGUGUUGCGACUCUGCAGUUAUGAAUUAUUGUGCAGCAUCUCAAGUGCAAAAGCACGGUUUGUGUGAACAGCCCCAAGAAUCCAAAGAGCUAUUGAACACAUUCCUGUCAGGAUGUCAGACUAAGAAUACUAGAUGAAGUAGAGCUACAGUAGCACUUACCUUAUCAAACAUGACCUCACAAACCUGUAGGAAACUAAUAAAUGAGCAUUAAUUCUUGUAUUAUGAGAUGCCUGUUCAAAUACUUUGGCUGUUGUGCUUAAUGAUGUUCUAUAUGUGUUUAAUUAUUGGUUGAGCGCAUAAAUGAUUUCCUAGCCAGGUGUUUUCUAAAGUUGCCUUGUAUAGAUAUGGGGGCACAUUUAGCAAACACAGUUUACAUUGCUUUGGAAUGCUACUUAAUAUAUGUUUGACGUUUAAAAGCCUUGCAUAAUUGGAAGAGAGCUAACUAUGGUGUGAAAUGCUUUAGAAAUGUAGCUACUGUGCGUAUGUUCAAAACAACUCUUCUGUUUCUGGACUACCAUAGUUUGUCUUAACUGCUUUUGUCUGAAGCAGUAGUCUAUCAUUGUAAAGUCUACUGAAUAUCAUUUAUUGGAUAUCAUCUCUUGAAAUGACUGUUGUUUUUAAACUGCAAAUGCAGUUUUAUAGUAAGGAAACGAACAUGCGGAUUUCACAUGGACUGUUACCAUCUUGUUGUUUGUUUUUGUUUUGUUGUGUUUCCUAUGUGAAUCAUUUUUGUUGUAUUCUCAAUUGUUUGUGUGUUCUUUUUUUACACUUGUAUGAGGGGAAAAAAGGUAUUUUAUAUUGUUUGGAACAGCAAUAACUGAAAUGAAGUUCUAUGAACAGAAAGAUUUACAUAGGAUUUUAUACUGGUUUUUAAUCACUUUUCUUUCUUUUCUUUUUUAAGUUUAUUGGUGCUAUAAUUUUACUGCCUUCUGAACAUUUAUCGUGUAUUUUAGAUGGUACAAGUGCAAUGUUACCUGCAACCAAGGUGUUAUAAAUACAUGAGAAAAUCUGCAAAUUCUAUGUCCAUGAAAAUAAACUGAACUUUU